GAGGUAAAAUUAUCGCAUCCAACUGUAUAUAAAACAUCUCUCUCUCUCUCUCUCUCUCUACAAAAUCUCUCUUCCUCCACCACGUUCUCCUUGCUCUAACCGUUCAGCAGGUGCUUCAACGUCUCUCAAAAUGGCAGCCAGCACUAGCCAGAAUGGAAUUCAACUCUUACUUGCUGCAGAACAAGAAGCUCAGCACAUUGUCAAUACCGCUAGAACCGCAAAACAAGCAAGACUGAAACAGGCCAAAGAGGAAGCGGAGAAGGAAAUUGCUGAUUUCCGUGCUCAAAUGGAGGCCGACUUUCAGAGGAAGGUUGCAGAGAGUAGUGGAGACUCGGGUGCUAAUGUGAAGCGCCUUGAACAAGAAACGAAUGCAAAAAUCGAAAACCUUCAGACGGAAGCUUCUAGAAUCUCUCCAGAUGUUGUCUCCAUGCUUCUGAGGCAUGUCACUACAGUGAAGAACUAAGUCUUGGUUCUCUCACAUUUUCCCUAUAUAUUCAUUUUGUGAAAUUCUUGUUGGCUCGACUUAAUAUUCUACCGUAUGUUUAUUUCAUUUUAUUGAAGAAAUCGUGUCCGUCUUGUCGAAUAAAGAAUAAUGUUAUCUUUUUUUUCAUGUGAGCCAUAUUUGUGUUGUGGAGAAAACACAAUUUGUUGAAUCGAGUUUGAUCGAGUUUUAAUCGAGUUGAAAGAAUAUCGAGCUCAAGUAGUUUAAAGGAAA
Messenger RNA from Erythranthe guttata (spotted monkey flower), 715 nucleotides. Its product is annotated as V-type proton ATPase subunit G 1. Gene Ontology annotation, molecular function: proton-transporting ATPase activity, rotational mechanism; ATP hydrolysis activity. The record is from RefSeq and is a predicted model, not a curated record. Gene Ontology annotation, cellular component: vacuolar proton-transporting V-type ATPase, V1 domain; vacuolar proton-transporting V-type ATPase complex. NCBI's taxonomy places the organism in Eukaryota, Viridiplantae, Streptophyta, Magnoliopsida, Lamiales, Phrymaceae. Gene Ontology annotation, biological process: proton transmembrane transport.